AUCUCAGAGCCACCAGCUCUGACACCUGAGCUCGGACCAGGGUCUGAGACUUCCAUACGAGGGCUGGUGGUGCCAAGAGGAACCAAGGAGGAAUCAACAUUGGGGAGAAAAAUGACGAAUCAGGGGUUGAACGGGUUGAACCUCAAAUCUUCCACUUACCAGCGGUGUGACCUCGGACAGAUCAUGUCACCUGUCUGUGCACACAUUUCCUCCGCUGACCCCUCCAUCCCCUCCAGAGGAGACCCAGCUCGGAGCACAGGGUGUGACACACACGUGGCUGUCCUCGGCCGCUUGGACGUCAUAGAGGAGACGGUGGAGAAGACGGUGGAGCACCUGGAGGCCGAAGUGAAAGGCCUGCUGAGCCAGCUGGAGGGGCUGGCCUGGAACCUGCCCCCGGGGCCCUUCAGCCCGACCCCCGACCUCCUGGGAGAUGAUCGUUAGUGAGUCAGGAGAUGGAGUUGCCCAGCAGCUGGAAGUAAUACACCUGCCCGACAGCUCUCCUCUGAGCCUUGCACCUGGCCUUCCUCCCUCCGCUUUGUGCAAAUAAAGCUACUCCUCUGACCCCGCUGACAGAGUGGACCCUACAGCGGCAGCCCUUCUCCACCUACCCCCAUGCCCUGAGGCCCACUUCCCCCUGGAGGCUUGGGCCAGGGCACCCCCAGCCUGGCUGUGCUUCAGCCCUCCUUUACUAGGCGGGCAGGGCAGGGUUGGCUCACAGAGGUGAGGCACCUGAAGCUGAGAAUCGUAAGAUGACUCAGCGGAAGGGCCUUUGGGGAGCCUGGCUACUCAACGUAUGGGCUCACCUGGGAGUUUGUCAGAAAUGCAGAAUUUGGGGCCCCAAUCACACCUCCUGAAUCAGAAUUUACAUUUUAAUGAGAUCCACCAGGGGAUUUCUGUGCCCAUUAAGGUUUUUAAAAAGAUUUCUAUUGAGGUAAAAUUCACAUAGCACAAAAUUCAAAAUUGUAACCAUUUUAAACUGUACUAGUUCAGUGGCUUCGCAACGUUGUGUAGUCAUUGCCACUGAUUCCAGGACAUUUUGAUCAGCCCAAAAGGAAGCCCUGCCCCUACGAAGCAUCACUUCCCGUUUCCCCUCCCACCGUCCCUUGGAAACCACUGACAUUCUGUCUCUAUGGACUUGCCUGUCCUGGACAUUUCCUAUAAACGGGAUCAUACAAUA
This is a messenger RNA of Myotis lucifugus (little brown bat), 1177 nucleotides long. It is a transcript of the gene PLAC9, whose product is annotated as placenta specific 9. Lineage: Eukaryota; Metazoa; Chordata; Mammalia; Chiroptera; Vespertilionidae. Bases 112 to 441 code for a protein of 109 amino acids. The transcript has 4 exons. The record is from RefSeq and is a predicted model, not a curated record.